AUGACUUCCGGAGCGCCCAAGCGCGUCCUCCUGCUGGCCGUCGACGACUCAGAUAUCCACCUCCUGCAUGUGGUUCCUGUGCCGCUGCCUGAGAUUGUAGGCGGCCUGGGCGGGAUGGACACGGGCCUCGUGUCGGUGGAUCCCGACCCGAAAGAGGACAUUAAGCAUAUCUCGGAUGCCAAGGAGUUUAUCAAGCGCCGUUUCGUGACCAAGGUUGCCACGAAAAACAUUGCCUACAAGGUGGAGAUUGUCCACUUCCUCACCGACAAUGACUCCAUAGGGGAGGCCAUUGUCACACGUGCGGCCGCGCUGAAGGCCGCGGCCGUGGUCCUCGCCAAGCACCAGCGCGGCGCCAUCGCCGAGUUCUUCAUGGGCUCCGUCACCAAGUAUGUGACGCACCACAUCAAGCAGCCUGUCAUCGUCCUGCACUGA
Molecule: messenger RNA, 432 nt
Organism: Auxenochlorella protothecoides
Lineage: Eukaryota; Viridiplantae; Chlorophyta; Trebouxiophyceae; Chlorellales; Chlorellaceae
Exons: 5
Coding region: 1-432 (143 amino acids)
Source: RefSeq, a predicted model, not a curated record